Messenger RNA from Populus euphratica (Euphrates poplar), 875 nucleotides. RefSeq names its product probable ADP-ribosylation factor GTPase-activating protein AGD11. Bases 71 to 568 code for a protein of 165 amino acids. The record is from RefSeq and is a predicted model, not a curated record. The transcript is spliced from 3 exons. NCBI's taxonomy places the organism in Eukaryota, Viridiplantae, Streptophyta, Magnoliopsida, Malpighiales, Salicaceae.
UCAAAGAGUUUUUUUUAAAAAAGACUCAUUUUUAACUCAAACACAUCAACGAGGAGAAGCUUGGUGUCUAAUGGAGAGCAUUUUGGGUUUGCUCAGGAUUCGUGUCAAACGUGGUAUAAACCUUGCUGUACGUGAUGUUCGUAGCAGUGAUCCUUAUGUUGUCAUCAGGAUGGGCAAUCAGAAACUGAAAACUCGUGUGAUCAAGAAGGACGUUAAUCCACACUGGAAUGAAGAUUUAACUCUUUCUGUUACAGAUCCUAAUCUUCCAGUCAAGCUGAUCGUCUAUGACCAUGACUUGUUUACCAAAGACGAUAAAAUGGGAGAGGCAGAGAUUGAUAUUAGGCCAUUCAUAGAGACCUUGAAGAUGAACUUGGCAGGGCUUUCAAGUGGCACUGUCAUCACAAGAAUACAACCGAGCCGGCAAAAUUGCUUAUCUGAGGAUAGCUGCAUUAUUUAUAGUGAUGGCAAGGUUGUUCAAGAUCUCUACCUCAGAUUAAAAAAUGUGGAAUGUGGUGAAUUGGAAAUCCAACUCCAAUGGAUUACCUUCCCUAGCUCGAGGGGCUUUUAAAGUUUAUGAUUGUUCCUUUAUUUGCUUCCAAUCACAUGAUAUGGACAGGUUGCUUUCAAGCUUCUACCACCUGUGUGGAGGUCUAUCCACUGAUUUGCAUUACAAGCUAACCUUUUAUGUGCUUCUCUUACCUGUAUUCGGAUCAGGCUCUUAGCUCACGAUAGAGGAUUGAACAAUUUAUGGUUCUUGUUCUUGAUAUGUAUCUAAAUAUGUAAAUACGCUUUGUGCUGGAAAUUUCUGGACUUCGCGAGUUUACCAGUUGAAAGCAUGAUGACAUGUAGAUAGGCCGAAGCAUGUUUAUUCAUUA